AGUUGUAGUCAACAACAUCUGGGAAUCCCUGUUCUGAUACCAGAAACACUGGCAUCUGCCUUUGGUUCAGAAACCAAAUCCCAAAACCCUUCAGCCCCUGCAUUCAUCAGCCUGCACAGGAUGAUCCCUUCUCACAAAUGACUGUAGAAAUCUCUUCUACUGAGCAGUAUUGGAAAGACUUGGCAGAUCAUAACCAGAAAGCCCUGGGGGAUGCACUGGUGGAAAACAAUCAGCUCCAGGUGACGCUAACUCAAAAGCAGGAAGAGAUUGCUUCCCUGAGAGAAAGAAAUAUCCAGCUCAAGGAACUGGCUAGCCAAGCCAAGCAGCUAGCUUCUGUGCUGGAUAAGCCGAUGAUCCCUCAGAGCAAAGGCAGCACAGAAUUCUCCCCCACAAGUGGCCCCAACAAGAGAAGCCUCGUGCAGAUGACUGUCGCUGAGCAAGAGGAUGAUGCGGAAGUGAAUGAAAUUUUGUUGGAAAUAUCCAAUAAAUGCAAUCCAGCCUUGCAGUCCAUUGAUGAAAACAGAGGUCCCAAGUGCCCUCGUGGAGAGAGUGAAGCCAUCCACAUACAUGGAGCUUUCCAUGGACUGCAGACCUGUAGCAGCCACAGCUCCCUGGACCUGAGUGGCAGUGACCUCAAGGAAGGGGUGUCCUUCAGGACAUCCAUCAAGGAACACUGUAACAUCCGGACUCUGGCCUUCCCUCAAGGCAAUGCAUUUAGUGUCAGGACAGCUUCUGGGGGCUAUAAAUUUAGAUGGGUCCCCAGCUGA
Messenger RNA from Hemicordylus capensis (graceful crag lizard), 767 nucleotides. RefSeq names its product multicilin-like. The transcript has a single exon. The record is from RefSeq and is a predicted model, not a curated record. NCBI's taxonomy places the organism in Eukaryota, Metazoa, Chordata, Lepidosauria, Squamata, Cordylidae. Bases 138 to 767 code for a protein of 209 amino acids. Gene Ontology annotation, cellular component: nucleus. Gene Ontology annotation, biological process: negative regulation of cell cycle; negative regulation of DNA replication.